Molecule: messenger RNA, 1370 nt
Organism: Mytilinidion resinicola
Lineage: Eukaryota; Fungi; Ascomycota; Dothideomycetes; Mytilinidiales; Mytilinidiaceae
Product: nucleotide-diphospho-sugar transferase
Exons: 2
Coding region: 59-1324 (421 amino acids)
Molecular function (GO): glycosyltransferase activity
Source: RefSeq, a predicted model, not a curated record
GGCUCUUUUGCGACCAAUUCAUGGCCAUGCCCUAAAAAACACCAUCUCGACCUGUAGCAUGCCUACAGGUAGCAUCAAGCGCAACGACGACCUCCCGCGAUUCUACACGCCCGUCAAGUCCCGCCAUGGCGAUUCGUCGUACAGAUGGCCCCUGCGGCGUUCUCGCACCUUAGCUAUCCUCGGCGUUCUCCUGCUGUACCUCUUGUAUAGGAAUCUCUGGUCUUCGUCCUCCGAUAGCGACUAUGCCCCCGAUGGCACAAAAUGGUCCCAAUAUGCGUACAGUCUCUAUGCGACCGACGGCGCCGCCCUCUGCCAUUGCGUCCUCGUCUUCGACGCCCUGAAGCGAUUCGGAAGCAAAGCAGACCGCGUACUAUUCUACCCUGAGUACUGGGACACGGAAGUAUACAAUUCGCGGGAUCGUGAUAGCCAGUUGCUGGUCAUGGCGCGGGAUGUAUACAAAGUCAAGCUGCAGCCCGUGAAGCUGCUGAGCGUAGAAGCAUUAAAAGAAGCCAACGUCCCCAAAACCACCUGGGACAACUCCGUCACCAAAUUCCUCGCCUUCGGCCUGACCCAAUACAAGCGCGUCCUCCACCUCGACUCCGACAUCACCCUGCUCCAGCCCCUCGACGAGCUCUUCCUGCUCCCGCCCACGCCCAUCGCCAUGCCCCGCGCCUACUGGACCGUCUACAAGCCCUGGCCGCUGACGUCGCUGCUCAUGCUGCUGACGCCCAACGCUCGCGAGCUCGACGCGUUCAAGGCGCUCAUCGCCGCCGGCGCCGCCGCCGACGUCGUCACGGCCCGCCGCUACGACAUGGACCUCGUCAACGACCGCUUCGGCGACUCGGCGCUCGUGCUGCCGCACCGGCCGUACGCGCUGCUGAGCGGCGAGUUCCGCGCGCACAACCACUCGCGCUACCUGGGCAACGGCUACGAGGCGUGGGACGCGGAUGCGGCGCUGCGGGAGGCGAAGCUGGUGCAUUUCUCCGACUGGCCGCUGCCGAAGCCGUGGGUUAUGUGGCCGCUGGACGGGCUGGCGGCGAUGCAGCCGGAUUGUGGGGGGAGUCAUGAGGGGACUUGUAGAGACAGGGUGGUGUGGAAGGAGUUGUAUGAUGGGUUUAGGCAGAGGAGGAGGGAUGUGUGUCGGUUGCUGAGUGUGCCGGCGCCGGAGUGGGCGAGUAUUGUUGGGCAGAAGGAGGGUGAGAAGGGGAAUGCGACGGAGGUGGAGGCGAAGGGGGUUGUGGUGGAAGACAAGGGGGCGGAGGUGGAGGCUAAAGGUAUUGAGACGGAGGAGAAAAGCACUGUCGUGGAGGAGAAAGGGGUAUAGUGAGGUCCUGUAGUAUAUCGGUAUUUAGACCUGUGUAAAUGGCAAC